UUACCUUUCUUCAAUUCCCCAUUAAUUUUCAAACAAAAAACUCCAACAAAAUCCACCCCAAAAUUCAAUCAAACAAUUCAAAAUCCCCCAAUAUGUCUAGACAACAAUCUCUACAUACCUUAAAACACCUCAUAAACCCAUCAAAAAAAUCCUUGUCCACCCUCAAAUCCAUCACCCGAUCAGUCACAUACAUGCCUCGUCCCGGUGACGGAUCAACACGCAAUGUUACGCUGAUUCCAGGUGAUGGAAUCGGCCCAUUGGUGACAAGUGCAGUAGAGCGAGUCAUGAAUGCCAUGCACGCUCCUAUAACCUUCGAAAAGUACGAGGUACGAGGUAAUAUGCAUAAGAUUCCAGAUGGGGUUAUGGAAUCAAUUAAGGAAAAUAAAGUUUGUAUAAAAGGUGGGUUAAUGACGCCUGUUGGUGGUGGUGUAAGUUCAUUGAAUGUGCAUUUGAGGAAGGAACUUGAUUUAUUUGCUUCUUUGGUGCAUUGUUUUAAUAUGGAAGGGCUUCCUACAAGACAUAAGAAUGUUGAUAUUGUUGUUAUAAGAGAGAAUACUGAAGGUGAAUAUGCUGGAUUGGAACAUGAGGUUGUUUCUGGUGUUGUGGAGAGUCUUAAGGUGAUUACAAAGUUCAACUCUGAACGUAUUGCAAAAUAUGCGUUCGAAUAUGCUUACUUGAACAACAGAAAGAAAGUGACUGCUGUGCAUAAAGCCAACAUCAUGAAACUCGCAGAUGGGCUUUUCUUAGAAUCAUGUCGGGAAAUCGCAGCACAAUAUCCUACCAUCGAGUAUAACGAGAUUAUCGUAGACAAUUGCUGCAUGCAACUCGUGGCUAAACCCGAGCAGUUUGAUGUGAUGGUUACCCCUAAUCUUUAUGGUAAUUUAGUUGCAAAUGUUGCUGCUGGUAUUGCUGGGGGAACUGGGGUCAUGCCAGGCGGUAAUGUAGGUCCUGAUCAUGCUGUAUUCGAGCAAGGUGCGUCAGCAGGAAACGUAGGGAAAGUGGAAAUGGUGGAAGAAAAGAAAGCAAAUCCUGUGGCUCUGCUUCUUUCUUCAGCCAUGAUGUUGCGGCAUCUCCAAUUCCCGUCAUUUGCUGAUCGGUUGGAGACUGCUGUUAAGCGUGUAAUUGUAGAGGGAAAAUACCGAACCAAGGAUCUCGGUGGUUCAAGUAGUACUGAAGAGGUCGUUGAUGCUGUUAUAGGCAAUCUGGAUUAAUGAUCUGCUGGUCAUUACAUAGUUUUUUGGUCAUUCUUGCAACAUGGUAUACUUUUUGGAGAUAAUUUCCGCCCAAACUAGAGAUACUGUGUUCCAUUUAAAUUGCUGUAUUUGACCUUUUGAUUUAAGCGAGUUUAAUAUUGAUUUGUUUUUUAUA
This is a messenger RNA of Amaranthus tricolor (Joseph's coat), 1368 nucleotides long. RefSeq names its product isocitrate dehydrogenase [NAD] regulatory subunit 1, mitochondrial-like. The coding region runs from base 93 to 1211 and encodes 372 amino acids. Gene Ontology annotation, cellular component: mitochondrion. The transcript is spliced from 4 exons. The record is from RefSeq and is a predicted model, not a curated record. Gene Ontology annotation, molecular function: isocitrate dehydrogenase (NAD+) activity. Gene Ontology annotation, biological process: tricarboxylic acid cycle; isocitrate metabolic process. Lineage: Eukaryota; Viridiplantae; Streptophyta; Magnoliopsida; Caryophyllales; Amaranthaceae.